AUGAUUGAUUCAGAAAUGGUGAAUAAACGAAAAUUUUUAUCCCACGAUUUUAUUUCGCUAUUCUGUGAAAAGAAUUCCGAUGGUACCAGGCACUUAAGAUUAAAAGGACGAGAUCUUUUUCAAAGAAUUGGUCGGAGAUUAACUGCAGAUGAUAUGCCAGAAAUAAUCAGAUAUUUAAAAUACUUUCCAACAGUUACAAGCAUCGACUUUUGCUACAAUGAUAUUGGAGAUGAAGGUAUUAAAACUCUUGUUGAUACAUACUUUUGCAGGGAAAAUGAUAUGCAGCACUUAAAUCUAAUGCAUUGCGAUUUAACGGGAAAAAGUUUGAUUUACCUUAACGAAAGUCUAUAUUUAAACCUUAAAUCGUUAAGAAUAAAUGGAAAUCUUCUUGAACCACAGAGUGCUCACUUAAUUUCACAGUUAUUGAAAGGAUGCGAGACUUUGGAAGAUUUGGAUAUAGCUGAAACAUCCAUGACAUUUGAAAGCAUUGCAAAUAUUUGUAGAUGGAUAGAAGUGUGUAAUAGACUAAAAAUAUUAGAUAUUUCCAGAGUUGUUCCCAAAUCUAAUUUGUACGUAAAUAAUUCUGCCAUAUUAGCAAACGAUCUAGGAUAUUUACUAGAUAAAAACAGUUCUUUAAAAGAAUUGCAUGCCCAAAAAUGCGAUUUUAUGGGCCACGAUAUGGAACUUUUGUUGUACGGCUUGAAGACUAACAAAACCCUUAUUAUGUUGGAUCUUGGAUGCAACAGAAUUGGGAAUUAUGGAGUUGAACUUUUGGCCAAGUGGUUAAAAACUAAACCGGCACUGCGAGGUUUGAACUUAUCGAAUAAUCAAAUUGGGGAGAUCGGCGCACGAGCUCUUUCAUUAGCAAUUCCAUAUGCCUCAUUGCGACUUCUGGAUAUAUCGUACAAUGAUAUUACUGAUACGGGUAUGAAUCAUAUAUUGUUCUGCUUGAAGAAAACUGAGAGAUUAAGAAUGUUGUAUAUGUGGGGCAAUCCAAUUACUUCUGUUUCCAAUAUGAUCAUUGCAAGACUUCUUAGGACUCAGAUAUUAGCCCAAGAACACAUUGACGUUAAAGUUUAUUAUGUGGAUGGUGUGGCAUAUGCUGCUUAUUAUCCAGGCAAUCACUACAAGCACAGGUACUACUGUGUAAUGGAUCACGGAUGUCCAGUCGAAAUAAAGAUUAAAAAGAACCGUAUACCGGAUGAAGACACUCAAAGACCCGCAAUGGUGGAUUUGAAAUACUAUGAUAGAAUACCACCGUAUGAAUUCCCACCAAAGCCAAGAAGGCAAACUUAUUACUGUGACUCCAGAUGUUUGGAUAAAGUAGAAUUCGAAAGAGCCGAUUAAAACUGCAGUUAAUUUAAAAACAAAAUUUAUUGUCGAUAUUUAAUAAAGAUUACGUAUAAUACCUAAA
Aethina tumida (small hive beetle) is the source of this 1414-nucleotide messenger RNA. Its product is annotated as ribonuclease inhibitor. Bases 1 to 1347 code for a protein of 448 amino acids. NCBI's taxonomy places the organism in Eukaryota, Metazoa, Arthropoda, Insecta, Coleoptera, Nitidulidae. The transcript has 6 exons. The record is from RefSeq and is a predicted model, not a curated record. Gene Ontology annotation, molecular function: protein binding.